Nanorana parkeri is the source of this 3352-nucleotide messenger RNA. Its product is annotated as neurexin-1. The transcript is spliced from 18 exons. Bases 125 to 3352 code for a protein of 1075 amino acids. Lineage: Eukaryota; Metazoa; Chordata; Amphibia; Anura; Dicroglossidae. The record is from RefSeq and is a predicted model, not a curated record.
AGAAGAAUACAUUGCCACAUUUAAAGGGUCUGAGUAUUUCUGCUACGACUUGUCUCAAAACCCAAUACAAAGCAGCAGUGAUGAAAUUACUUUGUCGUUUAAAACCCUUCAGAGGAACGGACUGAUGCUUCACACAGGGAAAUCUGCAGAUUAUGUCAAUCUGGCGCUGAAAAAUGGAGCCGUCUCUUUGGUCAUUAAUUUGGGGUCAGGGGCCUUUGAGGCCUUGGUGGAACCGGUGAAUGGAAAAUUUAAUGACAAUAGCUGGCAUGAUGUGAAAGUAACAAGGAACCUGCGUCAGCACUCAGGCAUUGGACACGCUAUGGUAACAAUAUCAGUGGAUGGGAUUCUGACCACAACAGGCUACACACAGGAAGACUACACCAUGCUGGGUUCAGAUGACUUUUUCUAUGUUGGAGGCAGCCCCAGCACAGCAGAUCUCCCCGGCUCACCAGUUAGCAACAACUUCAUGGGCUGUCUAAAGGAGGUUGUGUAUAAAAACAAUGAUGUACGGCUAGAAUUGUCAAGACUUGCCAAACAAGGUGAUACCAAAAUGAAGGUUCAUGGUAUUGUCGCCUUUAAAUGUGAGAAUGUUGCAACUCUUGACCCAAUCACUUUUGAAAAUCCUGAGUCCUAUAUUUCUUUACCAAAAUGGAAUGCAAAAAAGACUGGCUCAAUAUCCUUUGACUUCCGUACAACAGAACCCAAUGGCCUAAUACUAUUCAGCCAUGGUAAACCUCGACACCAGAAAGAUGCCAAGAACCCCCAAAUGGUGAAGGUUGACUUCUUUGCCAUUGAGAUGCUAGAUGGACACCUCUUCUUACUUCUAGACAUGGGAUCAGGAACCAUUAAAAUAAAAUCAGUUCAGAAGAAGGUCAAUGAUGGAGAAUGGUACCAUGUGGACUUCCAACGUGAUGGACGCACAGGUACCAUAUCUGUCAAUACUGUACGCAAUCCGUACACGUCUCCUGGUGAAAGUGAAAUUCUUGACCUGGAUGAUGACUUGUACCUUGGGGGUUUGCCUGAAAAUAAAGCCGGCUUGGUUUUCCCAACUGAAGUGUGGACAGCUCCUCUGAACUAUGGAUAUGUUGGAUGCAUAAGAGACUUAUUUAUAGAUGGCCAAAGUAAAGACAUACGCCAAAUGGCGGAACUUCAAGGCACAGCUGGAGUAAAGCCUUCAUGUUCUAGAGAAACAGCCAAGCCUUGCAUCAACAAUCCAUGUAAGAAUAACGGAAUCUGUAGAGAUGGAUGGAAUCGAUAUGUCUGUGAUUGUUCUGCUACUGGCUACCUCGGCCGCUCUUGUGAAAGAGAGGCCACUAUUUUGAGUUACGACGGAAGCAUGUUUAUGAAAAUACAACUCCCUGUUGUUAUGCAUACGGAGGCAGAAGAUGUGACUUUGCGUUUCCGCUCUCAGCGUGCAUAUGGCAUUUUAAUGGCGACCACUUCAAGAGAAUCUGCGGAUACUUUGCGUUUGGAACUUGAUGCUGGACGUGUAAAACUUACGGUUAACUUAGACUGUAUCAGGAUUAACUGUAAUUCCAGCAAGGGCCCAGAGACACUUUAUGCUGGUUAUAACCUCAAUGAUAAUGAGUGGCACACAGUACGUGUGAUACGACGAGGAAAAAGUUUAAAGUUAAUUGUGGACGAUCAACAAGACAUGACAGGUCAAAUGGCUGGUGACCACACAAGACUGGAAUUCCACAACAUUGAAACUGGAAUCAUAACUGAGCGUCGUUACCUGACAGCUGUCCCUUCCAAUUUCAUUGGCCAUCUACAAAGCCUAACCUUCAACAGCAUGCCAUACAUUGACCUCUGCAAGAAUGGAGAUAUUGAUUAUUGUGAACUGAAUGCCCGCUUCGGGUUCAGAAACAUCAUUGCUGAUCCAGUUACAUUUAAGACAAAAGCCAGCUACGUUGCCUUGGCCACUUUGCAGGCAUAUACCUCUAUGCACCUCUUCUUUCAGUUCAAGACCACGUCACCAGAUGGCCUUAUUCUUUAUAACAGUGGUGAUGGCAAUGACUUUAUCGUUGUUGAACUGGUUAAAGGGUAUCUACAUUAUGUUUUCGACUUAGGCAAUGGUGCAAAUCUAAUUAAAGGGAGCUCUAACAAGCCACUAAAUGACCAUCAGUGGCACAAUGUAAUGAUAUCACGAGACACCAGCAACCUCCAUACUGUAAAAAUUGACACAAAAAUUACCACACAGAGCACAGCCGGAGCAAGAAACCUUUCUCUACAAGGUGACCUAUACAUAGGAGGUGUUGCCAAAGAAAUGUACAAAACACUGCCAAAGCUUGUACACGCCAAGGAAGGAUUCCAAGGCUGCCUUGCUUCUGUUGAUCUGAAUGGACGUCUUCCAGACUUGAUCUCAGAUGCUCUUUUGUGUAACGGACAAAUAGAAAGAGGAUGUGAAGGUCCAAGCACAACAUGUCAAGAGGAUUCCUGUGCGAACCAGGGUGUGUGCUUGCAACAAUGGGAUGGAUUCAACUGUGACUGCAGUAUGACCUCAUUUAGCGGAACCUUGUGCAAUGACCCUGGAACAACGUAUAUUUUUAGUAAAGGAGGAGGACAGAUAACAUACACGUGGCCCCCGAACGAUCGGCCCAGCACACGCGCAGACAGACUGGCGAUAGGGUUUAGCACGGUACAGAAAGAAGCGAUAUUGGUUAGAGUGGACAGCUCUACAGGACUCGGGGACUACUUAGAGCUGCACAUACACCAAGGAAAAAUUGGAGUCAAAUUUAAUGUGGGAACAGAUGACAUCUCAAUUGAAGAAGUUAAUGCAAUUAUUAAUGAUGGAAAGUAUCACGUGGUACGUUUCACGAGAAGUGGGGGUAAUGCCACCUUACAAGUCGACAACUUACCAACAAUAGAGCGUUUCCCAGCAGGAAACAAUGAUAACGAACGCCUGGCGAUUGCUAGACAGCGAAUUCCAUAUCGACUUGGUCGAGUAGUUGAUGAUUGGCUACUCGACAAAGGACGUCAGCUUACAAUCUUCAAUAGCCAGGCAACCAUUAAAAUCGGUGGGAAGGAACGGGGACAUCCUUUUCAAGGCCAGCUUAGUGGCCUUUACUACAAUGGCUUAAAAGUUCUGAACAUGGCUGCUGAAAAUGAUGCCAACAUCGUUAUAGAGGGAAAUGUGAGGCUUGUUGGUGAUGUGCCUUCAUCCAUGACAACAGAGUCAACUGCCACGGCAAUGCAGUCAGAAAUGUCCACCUCUAUUAUGGAAACCACCACCACACUGGCCACCAGCACUAGAAGAAUAAAGACACCUACAAGAGAACCUGUUGGUCAGAGUUUUGAUGGCCUCUUUUCCAACGUUCUCCAUUUUUUUUUUAUAUUCAGGUGCCACGUGUGA